Aspergillus novofumigatus IBT 16806 is the source of this 1035-nucleotide messenger RNA. RefSeq names its product SDR family oxidoreductase. The record is from RefSeq and is a predicted model, not a curated record. NCBI's taxonomy places the organism in Eukaryota, Fungi, Ascomycota, Eurotiomycetes, Eurotiales, Aspergillaceae. The coding region runs from base 1 to 1035 and encodes 344 amino acids. The transcript has 5 exons. Gene Ontology annotation, molecular function: oxidoreductase activity, acting on the CH-OH group of donors, NAD or NADP as acceptor.
AUGGCUCGAGUCCUCCUCACUGGCGGUAACGGAUUCCUUGGAAGCCAUGUUCUUGGUCUCCUCUUGGAUCGAGGAUAUUCAGUCGUAGCCACUGUCCGCAGUCACGAGAAGGCUGAGCAGAUCCGUGAAUGCCACCAUCUACAUGCAUCUACCACUCAGCUACGAGUUAUCAUCGUUCCUGACUUUACGAGCGCUGGUGCUUUUGAUGAAUGUUUCAAAACCGACGCGCCCUUCGAUAUGGUCAUCCAUACUGCGUCUCCCUUUCGCUACUCGAUAACCGAUAUUCAGCGAGAACUCUUGGAUCCUGCAAUCGGUGGGACUAUUGCGUUGCUGGAAGCAGUUCGGAAAAGUGCACCAUCUGUUAAGAAAGUGAUCGUCACAUCUUCUUUCGCAUCGAUCAUCAACAGCUAUAAGGGGAACAGUUGGGUCGAUCAUGUUUAUUCCGAAGAAGAUUGGAACCCAAUUGCCCUUUCGGACGCUCAUUUAAAUCCUCUCAACGGAUACAGAGCAAGCAAGACUUUUGCCGAGCGAGCAUGUUGGGAGUUUCUUGAGAGAGAGAACCCACCUUUCUCUCUGGUUACGUUAUGUCCAACAUUGAUGUUUGGCCCAGUGAUACACCCACUGCGCAACCACGACGAACUCAACACGUCGAACCAGCGGAUCCGAAAUUUUAUGGUAGGCGAAUAUAAAGCUGAAAUCCCUGACACAGGAACAUCGUUCUUCCUCUGGAUAGAUGUUCGUGACGCCGCCUUGGCCCAUAUAAGAGCGAUGGAAGCUCCAGGAGUCGCGAAUAAAAGAUUCUUAUUGACAGCUGGUUACUUCUCAAACAAGGAGAUCUGUGAAGUCAUCCGAGAAUCCUUCUCGGAGUACAGACCGCAACUCCCAGAACAAAACACGGGUGGUGGUGGGUAUCCCCCCGGAGGACUUUACAGGUUUGACAACUCCCAAGCAACAGAGAAGCUUGGCUUGACAUAUCGGACACUGUCCUCGAGCAUUACUGAGACUGUGAUAUCGUUACAAAAAUUACAAAAAUAG